Molecule: messenger RNA, 468 nt
Organism: Cordyceps militaris CM01
Lineage: Eukaryota; Fungi; Ascomycota; Sordariomycetes; Hypocreales; Cordycipitaceae
Product: clathrin-coated vesicle protein, putative
Exons: 4
Coding region: 1-468 (155 amino acids)
Biological process (GO): vesicle-mediated transport
Cellular component (GO): Golgi membrane
Source: RefSeq, a predicted model, not a curated record
AUGACGCUAAAGGAGGAGUUUCAGACAAGAAAUUUCACUAACCAUCCUUGUCCAGGCAUUUACGCGCAAUGGCUUGGAAUUCUAUCCAUGAUUCUCUGCGUUGCGCUUGGCAUUGCCAACAUCUUUACCAUUCACCCCCUCAAGAUCAUCUUCUGCGCCUUUGCCCUGGCCUCGGCGCUCUUCAUCCUCUUCAUCGAGGUGCCCUUCCUUCUGCGCAUCUGCCCCACGUCUGGCAAGUUUGACGCUUUUGUCCGCAAGAUUACCACCAACUACCUGCGCGCCGCCGCCUACGGCGUCAUGUCCGCCAUUCAAUGGAUCAGCCUCACAACCGAUACCAGCACCCUCAUCGUCCUCGCCGUGUUCCUGAUGCUCACAGCCCUGUGCUACCUCCUUGCCGCCAUUCGCGGUCAGGCCUUCAUCGGCAGCAAGACGCUCGGCGGCGCCGGUGUCGCCCAGAUGAUCAUCUAA